AUGUCAUCGCAACAAGAGCAAUGGGUAAACCACCAAAAUACACUGCUUCAGCUGGCUUCCGCCUCUGCCAUUAAUCCUCCAAUGAUCCCUAGACCUGAGUCAUCACAAUCAAAUUUGAACCUUUCGUCAACUGCUUCAACAGCUCAAUUGCAUCACAUGUUACAACACUCAUUGUAUCCUCCUCACCCACCUCCUCCAGGCCAGCUGACCCAUUUGCACAGUAGUUCUCCGGUAAACAUGAGUAAUACUCCAACUUCGCACCCAAAUGCAAACUCAGGCUCAAGCUCAAACGGUGGUAUUAGUUCUCAUCCCGGUAACGCUAAUAUUCAAUACUCCCAGGGUUUUUUGCCGAACUCUCUUCCUCCAAUUACGGACCCCCUCUCUGGUGGAGCAGUCAAUCGUCAAUCUCCCCAGCCUCAGCAGCAACAGCAACAGCACCAGCUUGCUCAACAGCUUCCACAACAUCAUCAUCAACAACAACACCAUCAUCCUCAUCAUCAACAACAACAGAGACAAAGUGUUGUCAGAUCAAUGACGCCUAUUUCGGUAAUGUCUUCAAAUGGCGUUCUCUCUUCUCUUCCAAAUCAAGUGUAUCACUAUCAGCAUAUUCAAGACAUGCAACAACAUCAACAACAUCAACAACAUCAACAGCAGCAACAGCAGCAACAACAGCAGCAGCAGCAGUUUAUGUUACAAGAUCCAAACUUAAGAUUGAAGAAAAGGAAGGCCGAAGAAGUGACUCAAUCUGUGCAGAUGGGCGCUAAGGGUGGUUCAAAAAGAACCACUCAAGAAAACAUUUUGAAACUGGUCGCACUUAAGAAUAAGGAUAAACCAUUAAGCGAAUAUGCAUCUAUAGUCAGAAGUGCAGAAAUACAGGUGCUUAAUAUGGAUGCUUCUACACAUGCUAAGUCAGAAAUUCAAACAGCAGAACAACACAGAGAACGUGAAAGGCAAGUUUAUGCGUUAAUCUGGCUGAUGAACAGCUGCAUUACUGACGCCGAAUCAUAUGUUCCAAGAGGAAGGAUAUUUGCCCAGUAUGCAGCUUCAUGUGCUCAAAAUCAAUUAAAGCCUCUAUCGCAAGCCACUCUAGGUAAAUUAAUUCGGGCCUUGUUCCCAUACCUCAAGACUAGAAGGCUUGGUAUGAGAGGUCAAUCAAAAUAUCAUUAUUGUGGAUUAAAACUGGUAACAAACCUCGUUGCCCCAAAUGAUCUAACACCAAAUACUUCUUCUGCAAAUGACACUCCUGGCACCAUUGUAUCUAAUAGUGGAACAGCUUCUAGUCAGUCGAAUGCUGAUAAUAUUACCAUUAAAUAUGAAAGCGAACCUCAAGGCUCUCUAGAUUCUCAAUCAGAUAACAGCGCUGCAAUGAAAAGUAUACAAACGGACGAGAUUUUGGGAACAACUUCGAACUCUUCUGAGAAUUCACUCAAUAAUCUUUCCGGUACCAUUUCUUUGGGUUCGCAUAACAUUAGCGAACAGGAUAAUAAUGUCAAGAUUGUCACCUCCUCGGCUUCGGAUUUUAACUUAUACUACGAUGAGGGAUAUGCUCUGUUACCGGAUUUCUUUGCUGUUACCUGUGAGUCCAAAGUAGAGUUACCAAUUAAAUUCCCUGAUCUACAAAAAUAUUUACCUCUCAACCAAAGCAUUGAUCCAGAUAUCGCAUCAAGUGUGAAUUCGCUAUAUCAAGUUUAUUGUAACACUCUCUUUGAGAACAUUCGUUUUAUGAAAUUUGACGAUUUAUUAGCCACUCUACAAUCUUUUUCAUCGGGAUCAAUAUCCUCGCAAAUGUACAAUCUAUUCAUUUCUGAAGAACUUUAUGAAUGGGUUCGUCAAUCAGACCUCUUGACCCACAGGGCAUUGACUAAAAUGCUUUCGAGUUUAAUUGUUGACUUUGACGAAGUACCUGAUGUGGUUUUGAACAAGUUGUCUGAUUUCUCAAAUGAUUACUUGAAUACAGUUGAGCAAUCCACAAUGGAUCUCCCACUGCCUAUGGUUACCUCAAAAAAGAAUAUUGCACAUUCAUUCGCGCUUUUGGUUAAAAGGCUUGUUAAAGUGAUAGAAGCAAGCAAAAACCUAGCCAAUGUUUUGAGCAAACAAGAAAAUAGACUUUCGAUGAUGUAUGGUUGGGAACAGCAUGUUAGAGUAUCAUCCAUAGUCAAUCAAGAAUUUUCCUUUUUCAACUAUCCAUCUUUAGAAAAGGAUAUACAAGAGUUGUUCUCCAUACAGCUUUUGGAACUGCUAAAGAAAAACGAUGAUGAAUUCGACUUGAUACAGUUUGUUAAAUCAGUGUUCCAAACUUUAUCUCGCAGAAAUGUACCGGCAAGGCUUUUAGUGUUAGCUUUUAACUCUCUUACAUCAGCUUUUGUCAAAGAAAUCUCUUCGAAAUCUACCGACAGUUUCGGAUUAUGGUGGAUGUUCAAGACCUUCCUUGACGAAUGGGUAUUCUGGUAUGCGGAAGCCGGUGGAUUUUUGAAGGAAUGA
Molecule: messenger RNA, 2481 nt
Organism: Kluyveromyces marxianus DMKU3-1042
Lineage: Eukaryota; Fungi; Ascomycota; Saccharomycetes; Saccharomycetales; Saccharomycetaceae
Gene: RFX1
Product: Rfx1p
Exons: 1
Coding region: 1-2481 (826 amino acids)
Biological process (GO): regulation of transcription by RNA polymerase II
Molecular function (GO): DNA-binding transcription factor activity, RNA polymerase II-specific; RNA polymerase II cis-regulatory region sequence-specific DNA binding
Source: RefSeq, a predicted model, not a curated record